Messenger RNA from Chroicocephalus ridibundus (black-headed gull), 1448 nucleotides. It is a transcript of the gene LIMD2, whose product is annotated as LIM domain containing 2. The record is from RefSeq and is a predicted model, not a curated record. Gene Ontology annotation, cellular component: actin cytoskeleton; plasma membrane. The transcript has 5 exons. The coding region runs from base 452 to 838 and encodes 128 amino acids. Gene Ontology annotation, molecular function: actin filament binding. Gene Ontology annotation, biological process: actin filament bundle assembly. NCBI's taxonomy places the organism in Eukaryota, Metazoa, Chordata, Aves, Charadriiformes, Laridae.
CGGGAAGAGAGGGGCUGGGGAAGGUUUGGGGUUAGAGGUUGGCUUCACACAAAGGAGCGAGCGGCUGGAAGACGGUACGACGCCAGAGCCAAUCAUCGCGGCGGCCCGGCGAUAAAAGGGCUCGCGAAGGCGGCCGUGGGAGCUCGCAGGAAACGGCUCUCGCUCCCACAGCCCCGGCCUCCGCGGCGGGGAGAAGGGGAGCGAGAAGACCCCGCCAUCGGGGCCGUCUGGAAGCACCCACCGCCCGCCAGAGCCACCCACCCUCCCGGGGUGAAACCCUCCGGUUCGGCAUCGCCGUGAGGAGCCCAGGCAUAUGGUGAGCCAUCGCUGGUGGAGAACAACGGGGCUGAGAGGCGGUGUUGCAAGAGGUCUGUCUUAGACACCUCCCCAGGGAACAUCAGCCCACAAACUUCAAGCUCAGGAUUAAAUAGACGGAGGAGGGGAAGGAACCAUGUUCCAGGCCACGGGACCCGCCAGCCCACCCCCAGCUCACGAGGCAACGAACAACUCAGGAGGCAGCACGGUGCAGCGCUCCAAGUCCUUCAGCCUGAAGGCGCAAGUGAAGGAGAUGUGCACUGCCUGCCAGAAAACCGUCUAUCCCAUGGAGCGGCUGGUGGCGGAUAAAUUUGUCUUCCACAACGCCUGCUUCUGCUGCAAGCACUGCCACACCAAGCUCAGCCUGGGCAGCUACGCGGCGCUCCAUGGGGAAUUCUACUGCAAGCCCCACUUCCAGCAGCUCUUCAAGAGUAAAGGCAACUACGACGAGGGCUUUGGGCGCAAGCAGCACAAGGAGCUGUGGGUGCACAAGGAGGUGGAGAGCGGGACCAAGUCGGCGUGAGCGGGGCCAGCCCCCCUCUUCCCUGGAGCCCAGCAGAGACGGCACAGAGCAGCGCUGAGCCGGGGGCUAACUGAGCUGAUGUAAAGCAAAGGGGACCCAAGGGGCUGUGGGUAAGGGAAGGGAGGCAGCCCAGCCCUCUUUGGAGGAUGCUUGGGGGGGCCCAGGGCGGGCAGAGGAGACCAGGGUAGACCCCCCAGACCUGGAGCUCUCUCCCCACAGGCCCCUCUCCCCCACGAGAUCAGACCAGCAGCAUUUGCCCCCACGUGAACCCCAGCCCUGUUCACCUGUUCCAGGCUUCCCACCAUGGAAAAGGAGAUGAUCCGGGGGCUUUUCCUAGCCUGUAAGUCACAGCAGAGCUCCCAGCGCCUGCCACACCAAUCCUGCCUUGCUGGGGCUCUGAGUAAGGAGGGUCCUUGGUUUACAUCAGCUCAGUUCAGCUGGGAUUGUUCAGCCUUAAGGAUGCUGCCCUGCGACUGUUUAACAGUGUCUUGUCUUUUUUAUAUUUGCCUUCGAUUGGUACGUUCUGCGCUGGAGCCCGGCACGGCAGCUUCACGCGUGACACUGCGCCAUGCGCUCUUUUAUUUUUGUAAUACAAGGUUUCCCAGCCUUC